Molecule: messenger RNA, 2202 nt
Organism: Salarias fasciatus (jewelled blenny)
Lineage: Eukaryota; Metazoa; Chordata; Actinopteri; Blenniiformes; Blenniidae
Product: choline transporter-like protein 5-A
Exons: 22
Coding region: 13-2202 (729 amino acids)
Biological process (GO): transmembrane transport
Cellular component (GO): membrane
Molecular function (GO): transmembrane transporter activity
Source: RefSeq, a predicted model, not a curated record
GCACGCGGACACAUGGCGCCUCACCGGUACACCCCGACCGGCUCGUCCGCCGUGCGGAGCGAGAGCUCGUCUGGAGCCGCUCCGCCGGGACCAUACUACGGAGAACCGCACAAGUUUGACGCUUCCUUCCGUGGACCAAUCCGUAAAAGGAGCUGCACAGAUGUUUUAUGUUGUUUGAUCUUCAUCCUCGUCAUCCUCUCAUAUGUUGCCCUUGGGAUAGUCGCCUGGUUACACGGAGACCCCAGGAAGGUCCUCCAUCCCACCGACAGCUACGGACACUUCUGUGGUCAGAAAGGAACUCCUAACGAAGGGAAACCCAUCCUCUUCUACUUCAACCUCCUGAAAUGCACCAAUCCGGCGGUGCUCAUCAAUCUGCAGUGUCCCACAACUCAGAUGUGUGUGUCACGGUGCCCAAACAGGUUCACCACCUACACCGAGAUGCAGCUGCAGCACAAACUGGGCGGCGGUCACUGGGAUUAUUACAGGAAGUUCUGCAAACCGGGUUUUAACAACCCUGAAAAGCCGGUGUCUCAGGUGCUGCGAGACGAGGACUGUCCCUCCAUGAUCGUCCCCAGUCGACCUUUCCUCCAGAGGUGCCUGCCGGACUUCACCACUCUCAAUGGGACGGUGACUGUAGCCAACAGAACCAGGUUCCACGACGCUCUGGAAAUCCCUCGCAGUGUUUCUGACCUCCAGCACGCCGCCAAGGGUAUAACUGGCCUGGUGGACACUAAGGAGCUGGGCGUGAAGAUAGUGGAAGAUUAUGCCAACUCGUGGACCUGGAUACUCAUAGGUCUCUUGAUGUCUUUGGCUGUGAGUCUGGUUUUCAUCCUGCUGCUGAGGUUCACAGCUGGACUCCUGCUGUGGGCCACCAUCCUCGGGGUCAUCCUGCUGCUGGCGUACGGAAUCUGGUACUGCUCUAAUGAAUGGUCCCAGCUGCAAUACAAACAGGGGUCGGAGGUCGCCAUCGUGGAGGUGGGCCUGCAGACCGACCUGCAGGUUUACCUGCAGCUCAGGCAGACGUGGAUUAUAUUCUUGGCGAGCCUGGGAGCGAUGGAGCUGUCCAUUUUACUGGUGCUGAUCUUCCUAAGACGACGAGUCCGAGUGGCGAUCACCCUGCUCAGAGAAGCUAGCAGGGCCGUCGGUCACAUCAUGUCCACGCUCUUCUUCCCCGUCGUCACCUUUCUCCUGCUGACUGUUUGCGUCUCGUACUGGGCCGUCACCGCACUUUACCUGGCGUCUUCAGGUGACGCCGUCUACAAGGUGACGUCUCCUGAUGGGAGCUGUCCCUACGUCAACAGCACAUGUAACCCAGAGACCUUCAGCAGGUCGAACGUCUCGCGCUCCCCGCUCUGUCUGGGCUCCCAGUGUCUCUUCGCCUUCUAUGGAGGGGAGACGCCGUACCACCGCUACCUCUUCCUGCUGCAGCUCUCCAACCUGCUGGUCUUCUUCUGGCUGGUCAACUUCAGCCUGGCCCUGGAGCAGUGCACGCUGGCCGGAGCCUUCGCCAGCUACUACUGGGCCCGCAGGAAGCCUCAGGACAUCCCGUCCUGUCCGCUCUUCUCCUCGUUCAGCAGGACCAUCAGGUAUCACACUGGAUCUCUGGCGUUCGGAGCUCUAAUUCUGGCAGUCGUCCAGCUACUCAGGGUCACGUUGGAAUAUGUUGAGCAGAAACUGAGAGGUCUCGACAACAGCCUGUCCCGGUUCAUCAUGUGCUGUCUGAGAUGCUGCUUCUGGUGUUUGGAGAAAUUCAUUCGCUACAUGAACCGUAACGCCUACAUCAUGGUGGCGAUCUAUGGGAAGAGCUUUUGUACUUCAGCCAGAGAGGCCUUCUUCCUGCUGAUGAGAAACGUAGUGAGGGUGGCUGUUCUGGACAGACUGACUGACUUCCUGCUGUUUCUGGGAAAAGUCUUGAUAGCAGGAAGUGUUGGCGUGGUUGCGUUCCUUUUCUUCAACAAGAAGCUCCCGGUUCUCCAGGAAGAAGUUCCCAGUCUCAACUACUGCUGGGUCCCAGUGCUGACGGUGGCGAUGGGCGCCUACCUGAUCGCUCACAGCUUCUUCAACGUCUACGCCAUGUGUGUCGACACCCUCUUCCUCUGCUUCUGCGAUGACUUGGAGAGGAAUGACGGGAGCUCAGAGAGACCGUACCUCAUGUCGCCCGAGCUGCACAGCAUUCUAGGAAAAGCCAGUCAGUCCCGGUAA